AUGGCGCCCCCGCCGCCGCCUUCGGAGCCGUUGUCGUCCUCGACGACGCCGAGCGUCAAGAUCCUCCCGCUCCGGCCCUUCCAACCCGACCUGCACGAGCGCGCCUGGGCCUCGGUACCGCACCCGACGCUCCCGCUCCUCGCGACGGCACACUCCAAGAGUGCCACCGUCUUCUCCCUCGCGACCCUCUCCUCCCACAGCUCCCUCACCGGCGGGCACACGCGGUCGGUCCGCUCCGUCGCCUGGAAGCCGGGCCUGCCGCCGCACAAGCUCUGCCUCGUCACGGGCAGCUUCGACUCCACCGCGGGGCUAUGGCGCUGGGACGGCGAUACGGCGGGCGAGGUCGGCCCCGCGCUCGAGAUGGAGGUGACGGCCCGCAGCGCUGCCAGAAGCACUGCUGCACAUGCCGGUGACGACUCAGACCGCGAUGACGACGGCGACGACAACGACAGCGACCGCGGCGGCGACGGCAAGGACUGGGAGUUUACGCUCGUGCUCGAGGGCCACGACUCGGAGAUCAAGUCGUGCGCCUUCUCGCCUUCGGGCGCCUACCUGGCAACGUGCUCGCGCGACAAGUCGGUCUGGAUAUGGGAGGACAUUGGCGCGUCCGACGACGACGACGAGUGGGAGACGGUCGCGGUGCUCAACGAGCACGAGGGCGACGUCAAGGCCGUGGCGUGGUGCCCCGACGUGCCCGGGCGCAACGCCCGCCGCCGCUUCAGCCCGGAUGUGCUCGCCAGCGCGAGCUACGACAACACCGUGCGCGUCUGGCGCGAGGACGGCGACGGUGAGUGGGUGUGCGUCGCAGUGCUCGAGGGCCACGACGGCACCGUCUGGGGCGUCCAGUGGGAGCCGCGGCCCAGCCACGGCCGCUUCCCCCGUCUGCUAAGUCACUCGGCCGACGGCACGAUUCGCGUCUGGACGCUCAAGGACGAUGAAGAUGACGACGAGGGACAGAGCAGUGGUGCCCGGAGCGCGCUCGGCGGCAUCCCCAACACGAUGAGGAGAUCGCUGCGCGAGGAGUGGACCUGCACCGCCGUCCUGCCAAUGGCCCAUGGCAGGGACAUUUACUCGGUGGCGUGGAGCGGCGAGUCGGGCCUCGUCGCCAGCACGGGCAGCGACGGCAUCGUCGCGCUGUACAAGGAGGUGGAAGAGCCGGCAGCUGUGCCAGCUCCGGACGCAGUACCCCAGGAGGGCCAGCCGGCAGCCGACGGACAGAAUGGCGCGAGCCCCUCGGCCGCGUCUUGGAAGCUGGUGGCGACGCAGCCGGGUGCCCACGGCCCCUACGAGGUCAACCACGUCACCUGGUGCAGGCGGUACGAUGCGGGCUCCUCCCGGAGAGGCGAGGAGGAGAUGCUGGUCACGACGGGAGACGACGGCGUUGUUCGCCCCUGGGAAGUCAGGAUACAGCCUGAAGAUGGCAGUUAG
This is a messenger RNA of Purpureocillium lilacinum, 1428 nucleotides long. Its product is annotated as cytosolic iron-sulfur protein assembly protein. Gene Ontology annotation, biological process: iron-sulfur cluster assembly. Gene Ontology annotation, molecular function: protein binding. Gene Ontology annotation, cellular component: cytosolic [4Fe-4S] assembly targeting complex. The record is from RefSeq and is a predicted model, not a curated record. NCBI's taxonomy places the organism in Eukaryota, Fungi, Ascomycota, Sordariomycetes, Hypocreales, Ophiocordycipitaceae.